AUGACUGAAAUUCGAAAAUACGAGAAUAGUAAAUUUUAUUAUUUUGAAGAUGGGAACAUCUUGCUUAAGGCAGAAAACACAAUCUUCAAAGUACAUCGUGGAAUUCUCUCUUGUGCGUCCGUUGUCUUUAAUGACAUGUUCGAGAAAGCUGACGGUGGCAACACUAGUAUUCCCGAGGUCAGCUUGACCGAAUCCGCGAGUGAACUUGAACUGUUGUUGAAUUUUGUGUAUCCAUCCCCUAAAGUACGGUUGAACUGGCAAACCAUUCCAAAAUUGUUGCAACUCGCCGAUAAAUACAUAAUUAAAAGUAUUCUCGAUUAUGGGAAGGAUUUUCUGGGAUUACAUUUCCGCGAAAAUCUCAUAAUUUCGUUGGUAGUUGCCGAAACACAUUCGUUUUCACAAAUAUACAAAGAAUCGUUUAUCCUUGUAGUGGAUCAACUUCCAGAAUACAUUAAAAUGCCAGAAUUCAUUAAUUUAUCCAAAGAAACCAUUAUAAAGCUACAAGCUUGUUGGUUCAAAUAUAUCGAAAGAUUAGGCAAAUUGAACAACCUUAAUUCUUGUACCUUCAUUCCGCGUCGACAGCAUACUUGUGGCGAAAGGAGUACACAUAAUAACAAAGUGUUCGAUGAAUUGGAAAAAAGAAUAAAGAAAAUUCAAGUUUUUCCACCACCUCCUCCUUCCGAGGCUUUGGAGGAUUUACUGGACAAAAUGAAAUUAGGUUAUAAUGAUGAUUGGAAAAUUGAAGAAUAUCUUAGUAGGAAUGUUGAGAUGUGUUUAGGUAAAUUCGAUAGAUUGGAUUCAGAAUCCAAUAAAAGGUUCGAUAAGAACUAUCUUAGUUUCGAUAACUGA
Messenger RNA from Ambispora gerdemannii, 849 nucleotides. The record is from the annotation of a GenBank genome assembly. NCBI's taxonomy places the organism in Eukaryota, Fungi, Glomeromycota, Glomeromycetes, Archaeosporales, Ambisporaceae.